AUGUUUGGUUCAAAACGCGGCUUUCCUGCUCUCCCAUUAACCAAUCUCUCAUACCACGAGCUUCACAAGCUGCCCGACCGGCAUUAUGCUGAGAGCUGCCUCGAUGCCUUCUUCGGAUCAUCAAUUAGCCUCUUCUACCCCGUUCUUGAUCGAGCCCUUGUUCAAGAGACGCUGGAGGUGGCCUAUCAAGAUCACAUCGACUCAUCCUUCACGCGCUCUCAAGUAUCAGCCAAGGCCUGCAUCCUGGCGGCCCUUUGCAUGAUAACGCGGACCGUGAGGCCCAAGGAUGCUUCAAAACAACCCCAAGGUGACUUGUACGUGGACCAAUCGAAGUCCCUUUUGGCCCUUGUCUCUUGGGAGGCAUGCAUUGAGGGUCUUCAGGCAACCCUCAUGUUGCAAAUUUGCAAAAUAUCAGUCGGAGAGUGGGAAGACGCUUCCACACUCCACUCAAUUGCUUGUCACAUGGUCUGCAGCCUCGGUGGGCAUUUGAAUCAGCGGGCGACAGGCGAUUCUUCGAGAGUAGCUUCCGAACAAAAGCUCCGGCAUAUCAGAACACUCUUUUGGAUGUCAUAUAUCUUCGACAAGGACAUAUCACUUCGGUCCGGCCAGCCUCCUUUGCUCACCGAAGACUACUGUGACUUGGCUGCCCCUGAAGGAUACGCCAACCGAUAUGAUUGUCAAGCUCCCUCAGAUCAAGACACCAGCACCUUUGGGCGACUAGUGCCUUACCUCCCAGGAGACCUUGGUUUAAGUCACGUCAAGGAGAAAGCAUGCCGCCUGCUUUACUCGCCGAAAUCAUUCACCAUGGAUGAUACUCAGAUUCUCCUUCACAUCCGCCAUCUCGAUAUUGACCUUGAAAGUUGGCGAUCCUCCAUUCCGGUCAAAUAUCGGCCCAAGCUCUCUGUCACACCUGGAGGACCGUUAUUCGAUUCAGAGAUGAAUUCAUUGCAACGCAUCAGAUGUUUGCAUUUACAGCUUGAAUACCACUAUUUGGUAACGGCCAUUCAUACAGCUGUCAGGCGAUGCGGUGCUGCUUAUGCUGAAGCCCCAAAUCUUCCUGAUGAUCUUCAUAGUGUCUUCCACUCCAGUAGUGAUCUAUCUUUGGAAGCCAGUCGUUCGACAUUGACACUGCUCAAGGGACAUAUAAACCUCCUAGAAGAAGAGGCGUUCUGGCGCGUCGCUUUCUAUCCUCCUGUUGCGGCCAUGUCUUUGUUCAUGAACAUCCUAAUCCACCCCAUUGAUCCUCGCGGACAGGUAGAUCUGGGUAUCUUGGCAUCGGCCAUCUCAAUAUUCCAGACUACCUCUGAGCAAAGUCUGACCACGGAUGACAUUGAGUAUUUACAGGAGAUGAAUAACUUCGUGGCGGAGCUUGUUCGACUCGGUAAUCUUGCCAUAUGGAAGGCAAAAAAGGAAGAGAAUAUGGAAUCAAGGGAUAGAGAAUGA
Fusarium keratoplasticum is the source of this 1443-nucleotide messenger RNA. Its product is annotated as Fungal-trans domain-containing protein. Gene Ontology annotation, biological process: DNA-templated transcription. The transcript is spliced from 3 exons. Gene Ontology annotation, molecular function: zinc ion binding; DNA binding. The coding region runs from base 1 to 1443 and encodes 480 amino acids. The record is from RefSeq and is a predicted model, not a curated record. Lineage: Eukaryota; Fungi; Ascomycota; Sordariomycetes; Hypocreales; Nectriaceae.